This is a messenger RNA of Teleopsis dalmanni, 908 nucleotides long. Its product is annotated as Bardet-Biedl syndrome 4 protein homolog. Gene Ontology annotation, cellular component: ciliary basal body. The record is from RefSeq and is a predicted model, not a curated record. The transcript has 6 exons. The coding region runs from base 3 to 908 and encodes 301 amino acids. Gene Ontology annotation, biological process: cilium assembly; protein localization to cilium. Gene Ontology annotation, molecular function: protein binding. Lineage: Eukaryota; Metazoa; Arthropoda; Insecta; Diptera; Diopsidae.
AAAUGUCAGCGGGCUCUAAUAUUGAUUGGUUGUUGCAUAUUUAUUUCGCCCGUAAGGAUUUUAUGCGAUGUAAGAUGCUUAUCGACCAGGAGUUAUACAAACAUCUGAAUCCGGAAUACUUGUAUUUUGUGAAGGGUUUAAUUGACCGUGAAGAGGGCAACCAUAUUGAAGCCAUGCACAAUCUUCAGAAGGCUAUCGAACUGAAUUCAAGAAAUGUUGAAACGUACAAAGAAAUCGGCAAGACACUGUUCAUUAUGGGACGCUUUAAUCAGGCUCUUAAUGUGUUUCGUGAGGCCGAAGAACUUUCACCCCGGCCAGAUCACGAGAUUUACCAUUAUAUUGGUAGUUUGCUGCAUCGUUCAUCGUCAGCAAGUAAUCAGUUGGAAGUGGCACGUCAAGAGGCUGCCGAAGCGAAGAUGUACUUUCAGAAAGCUGUGCAGUGCGGAAAAAAACUGGAAAGUUUUCAAAGGCUUGCAGAAAUUUAUCGCAAAGAGAAGGAAUACGGCAAAGCAAUUGAAGUGCUUGAGAAUUGCCUUUUAAUUGCACCGGAAAAUACUGCAGUUUUAACAGAAAUUGGUGUGCUUUAUUUAAAAGUAAAUGAAACCCAAAAAGCUUUUGAUAGACUGCUUGAGGUUAUUAAUAUCGAUGGUAAAUGUUCAAAGGGCUUACUGGCAUUUGGUGCUAUAUUACAAUCUCGAAAUGAUGUCGAUGGUGCCUUAUCCAAAUACAGAGAAGUCGCUAUUACAGAACCCGAUAAUGCUGAGCUGUGGAACAACAUAGGACUUUGUUUCUUCAAGAAACAAAAAUAUAUUCUAGCCAUUUCCUCAUUAAGAAAAUCCAUUUGGCUCUCACCAAUAAACUAUAACGCGCUGUACAACUUGAGUUUAAUAUAUAUUGCAGGUAAAUGA